Molecule: messenger RNA, 1361 nt
Organism: Nematolebias whitei (Rio pearlfish)
Lineage: Eukaryota; Metazoa; Chordata; Actinopteri; Cyprinodontiformes; Rivulidae
Gene: tmigd1
Product: transmembrane and immunoglobulin domain containing 1
Exons: 6
Coding region: 53-781 (242 amino acids)
Source: RefSeq, a predicted model, not a curated record
CAUCCUCACGAUCACACAGACAGGUGACAGACAGGUUGAUCCGAUCACUAAAAUGAGAUUAAUCAUUCCUUUCCUUUUGCUCGUUUAUUGUUUAACCCAGACAUCAGGCAUCACCAUUGAGGCCACUCCCGGCACCAGUGAUGGUGUCGUGCAGGUGGUGCUGAAUCAGACUGUGUCGCUGCGUUGUGACUCUGAAGCUGACAAAGAGCUGGUGUGGCUGAGGAACGGAGCAAAGAUUGAUCUGAAGGAAGAAAACAAGAAGGGUAGCAGUCAUGUCUGCGUCUCUCCUGUCAUCCAUGAAGACAACGGAGCCACCUUCACCUGUUACCUGCACAGCAAUGCCUCCGACACGGCCUCCGUCACCCUGAACGUCACCUAUCACCCUCUGCUCUCCGGUUCAGAGGAGGUCAAAGUGGAAGAGGGUGAAACUCUGGUCCUGCAGUGUGACACCCGGGCCAACCCAGUACUCCUGUCCAUCUCGUGGGAACUAAACGGAAGCAUGGUGGAUCUGUUAGCAGACGGCUUCACGGUGACCAGCGACGGCGUUACGAGUGUGCUACGAGCCAGCAAGGUGGAGAAGAGCGUGCACGAAGGCACGUAUAAGUGCACGACAAACUCUCCCAGUUAUGGACACAGCAGCAAGCUCUUCCAUGUCACUGUGACAGAGAAGACCAAGAAGUUCCCUCUGAUGCCGAUGAUCGCGGGGCUGGUGGUGGUGUUCCUCACCACUCUUCUGGCCAUAGUUUCACGAUGGAAGAAAAUCGCACAGUGCUGCAAGUAAAAAGACCUGCAACAUCGAGACAUCCCACGAAAACAGCACCGCUUCCACGUGCUCAAGAAAUCAUUACUAUCCCCUUAUGAAGCUUAGUGAUUUAAUUUAUUUGACAUUUCUCUAAAAAAAUACUUUUCUGGACACAUAAUAAACUAAAGACAGACGGUAGUUUAGUACAAACUGGUCUGGCUGUUUCCAAAACAAUGAGUAAAGAGUACAAGUUUGAUUUCAGCAUUCCAGUCAGGGAGUUUAAAAUGUGCUGUCUGGUUGUUUUACUCAAAUAUGAAUGAAUAUAUAAAUAUAACAGACGUAUUUGACUCUAACAAAGCAGUCUGUUGGCUUAUUCAGACUGUUCCAUCUCCUUUACAAUGUUAUGUGUUCACACUGGUAUUUAUAUGAGGAAUUAAAAAAAGGAGGAUUUAUGAAUUUAGCAGAAAAAGCCAUAUUUGUGGUUGCUGAGCCCACAAAAUGUUGAGUCGACCGAGUUCAGGUUUUUGUUUCCCUCCAUAAACAAAAUUAAUUGUUCAUAUCUGUUUGAUCAUUUAUGUUACAAAUUGUUUUAUUAUAUUAUGGCUGAGAACAUCUUUCU